AGCUUUGCGGAGUUGGGCGGUGCCGAGGAGGAGGUGCUGGCCUGGGUCUGACUCGGCCCGGUUUGUGGGGCCCCGUCUAUUUAUUUAUUUAUUUCGUGAACCUGGGAGUGUGCGCGCGCUCUCACUGCUUCGUGGGGAGGGGGUGGGGGGAGGGCCCGGGAAAGGGGGGAGCUGGAACGGGGGUCGAAACGCCGCGUGACUUUUAGGUGAGAGAACGCCGAGCCGUCGCCGCAGCCUCCGCCGCCGAGAAGCCCUUGUUCCCGCUGCCGGGAAGCAGAGUCUGGUGCCGACAAAAUGGCGGACGGGGAGCUGAACGUGGACAGUCUCAUCACCCGAUUGCUGGAGGUACGAGGAUGUCGUCCAGGAAAGAUUGUGCAGAUGACCGAAGCAGAAGUUCGGGGCUUAUGUAUCAAGUCUCGGGAGAUCUUUCUCAGCCAACCUAUUCUUUUGGAAUUGGAAGCACCGCUGAAAAUUUGUGGAGACAUCCAUGGACAGUAUACAGAUUUACUGCGAUUAUUUGAAUAUGGAGGUUUCCCACCAGAAGCCAACUAUCUUUUCUUAGGAGAUUAUGUUGACAGAGGAAAACAAUCUUUGGAAACCAUUUGUUUGCUAUUGGCUUAUAAAAUCAAAUAUCCAGAGAACUUCUUUCUCUUAAGAGGAAACCAUGAGUGUGCUAGCAUUAAUCGCAUUUAUGGAUUCUAUGAUGAAUGCAAACGAAGGUUUAAUAUUAAAUUGUGGAAAACCUUCACCGAUUGUUUUAACUGUCUGCCUAUAGCUGCCAUUGUGGAUGAGAAGAUAUUCUGUUGUCAUGGAGGACUAUCACCAGACCUGCAGUCUAUGGAGCAGAUUCGAAGAAUCAUGAGACCCACUGAUGUCCCUGAUACAGGAUUGCUCUGUGAUUUGCUAUGGUCUGACCCAGAUAAGGAUGUGCAAGGCUGGGGGGAAAAUGAUCGUGGUGUUUCCUUCACUUUUGGAGCCGAUGUUGUCAGUAAAUUUCUGAAUCGUCAUGAUUUGGACUUGAUUUGUCGAGCUCAUCAGGUGGUUGAAGAUGGAUAUGAAUUUUUUGCUAAACGACAAUUGGUAACCCUCUUCUCAGCCCCAAAUUACUGUGGCGAGUUUGAUAAUGCUGGUGGAAUGAUGAGUGUGGAUGAAACAUUGAUGUGUUCAUUUCAGAUAUUGAAACCAUCUGAAAAGAAAGCCAAGUACCAGUAUGGUGGACUGAAUUCUGGACGUCCCGUCACUCCACCUCGAACAGCUAAUCCACCGAAGAAAAGGUGA
Messenger RNA from Orycteropus afer afer, 1278 nucleotides. The record is from RefSeq and is a predicted model, not a curated record. NCBI's taxonomy places the organism in Eukaryota, Metazoa, Chordata, Mammalia, Tubulidentata, Orycteropodidae.